Verticillium alfalfae VaMs.102 is the source of this 231-nucleotide messenger RNA. RefSeq lists its product with no specific name. The transcript is spliced from 2 exons. The record is from RefSeq and is a predicted model, not a curated record. The coding region runs from base 1 to 231 and encodes 76 amino acids. NCBI's taxonomy places the organism in Eukaryota, Fungi, Ascomycota, Sordariomycetes, Glomerellales, Plectosphaerellaceae.
AUGGACAAGAUCAAGCAAGCGGCCUCCAGCCUCGGCGGUUCCGGCCACAAGGAGGUCAACACCCAGGGCGGCGCUGGUAAGCAGGACUACGUCGAUAAGGCCUUUGACGCCGGCGUCAAGAAGUCGGGCCACAGCAUGGACCGCAACACGCAGGAGAAGGUCACCGAUGCCGGGCGCGGCAUGUUCGAGAAGCAGACGGGCAAGAAUGUGCCGCACAACGUGUCCAACUAG